AUGGCUUCUACUACCUCCUCCAUCACCAUCAACGUAAACUCCCACUGCGAGACUCCAUCUCCUCGAUUCAACCACCCACGUCCUAUCCAACUGUAUCGAAUGCAAGGUUACGCCGUACGGAUGGUUCCGCUUGAUACUGAUGGAUUGGAGAAUGCAGAUGAGUAUGUUAUGCAGUUGGUUGUAAGUAUCAUAUCUCUCUCAAUGAUUUGCUUUUAA
Molecule: messenger RNA, 216 nt
Organism: Aspergillus fumigatus Af293
Lineage: Eukaryota; Fungi; Ascomycota; Eurotiomycetes; Eurotiales; Aspergillaceae
Exons: 1
Coding region: 1-216 (71 amino acids)
Source: RefSeq, a predicted model, not a curated record